CUCCUAAAAUAUUUAAUAUCUGUGGGCUCAAAACUUAAAUUUUACGGGCUUUAGUCCAGAGCCAGUCCUGCCUAGCACUAGACUAUCAUUUUGUUGGCAACCAUGUGCAGUCUGGUCAUCUCCGAGUCUCUUAUGUCUCCUCUGCUGAUUAACUUGCCGAGGCACUCACCAAACCUCUUCCGCGGCCUCGAUUCAACUUAUUAUGUGUCAAGAUUGGCCUCACCAACGGCGGUCCAUCUUGAGAGGGCGUAUUAGACAUAGAAACUAUAUCAAUCACUAACGGUCUGAUUCUCUCUUAAUGUCGUAUAUAUUCUAACUUCCUUACUUGUAAUCUCAUACUCUGUAUAUAUUCUGAGCUAUAUGCUCAUAUCAAUAGAUGUACAAUUCCUAAAUCUAAUAAACUCUUGCCUGAUUUGCAAAUUCUCACGCUGCUGUGCUCAAAUCUCGGUGAAAAUAUUGGGAGAUGACAUCAACGGCGCAAGGAGAACUCAAACAGAACCCUAAAACUCCAGUUGCUUCUCGCUUCAGCAUGAGGAGGCAGAAGAUAGCAGAACAUAGAAAGUCUCUUCCUAUUGCUUCAGUGGAGAAACGUCUUAUUGAGGAGGUUCAAAAGAAUGAUAUUCUGAUUAUUGUUGGUGAAACCGGUAGUGGGAAGACUACUCAGUUGCCUCAGUUUCUGUUCAAUGCUGGAUUCUGUCGGGGAGGAAAGAUGGUAGGGAUAUCACAGCCGAGUUGUAUCGCUGCUGUGACUGUUGCUAAAAGGGUAGCUGAGGAGUGUGAUGUUCAAUUAGGCCAAAGGGUUGGUUACUCCAUUAUGUUUGAUGAUACUACUUGUAGCUCCACGAGCUUAAAAUACAUGACUGAUGCUUUAUUGUUGAGAGAAGCCUUGGUGGAUCCGCUUCUUUCUAGAUAUUCAGUCAUUAUUGUCGAUGAAGCCCACGAGAGGACUGUUCAUACUGAUGUUUUACUGGCCUUGCUUAAAAAGGUGCAGCUGGAUCGGUCAAUUGGCAAUAAAGGGUUAGAAGUAGAAGCAAAAACAAACGAUGAGAUUGGUGGUGUGUUAAGAGGGUGUCAAAUAUCUCCGUUAAAGCUGAUAAUCAUGUCUGCAAGUUUGGAUGCACGUGUAUUCUCUGAGUAUUACGGUGGUGCCAAAGCUCUUCAUGUGCAAGGGAGACAGUUCACUGUGGACAUUCUUUACACUGUUCAUCCUGUAACAGAUUAUGCAGCUUUGGUCAUCACUAUAUUUCAGAUCCAUUUGGAGGAGAAGCCAGGUGAUAUACUUGUUUUCCUCACUGGUCAAGAUGAGAUUGAAUCUGUUGAAAGACUUGUCAAGAGGAAAAUACUUCCACUGGCUAUCUUUUCUGCACUUCCAUCAGAUCAGCUGAUGAGAGUUUUUGCUCCUGCGCCUAUUGGCUUCCGUAAGGUGGUUUUGGCCACAAAUAUAGCGGAGACAUCGAUUACAAUUCCUGGAAUAAGAUAUGUGGUAGACCCUGGGCGUGUUAAGGCACGAACCUAUGAUCCUAGCAAAGGAAUGGAGACGCUUGAUGCUGUUCCAACGUCAAAAGCACAGGUUCUUCAAAGAAGUGGACAUGCAGGACGUGAGGGUCCUGGCAAAUGUUUUCGUCUUUAUCGUCAGAGGGAAUUUGAGAAGCUGGAGGAUUCAACCAAACCAGAAAUCAAGAGAUGCAAUCUCUCUAAUGUCAUUUUGCAGCUCAAGGCUCUGGGAUAUGAUGAUAUUUUUGGAUUUGAUUUUAUAGAUAAACCAUCAAGGAGCGCCAUUGUAAAAGCAUUGGCGGAGUUGCACUUGCUUGGUGCCUUGACGGAUGAUUGCAAACUAGAAAAACCGGCUGGUGAUCAAAUGGCACGGCUCCCACUAGAUCCAGUUUACUCAAGAGCUCUAAUUUUGGCGAAUCAGUCCAACUGUCUUGAGGAAAUGUUAAUCACUGUUGCAAUGCUCUCUGUGGAAUCCAUAUUUUAUGAUCCUCCUCGUGAGAAGAGAGAAGAGGCAAGAACUUCAAGAAACCACUUUGCUAGCGUUGAAGGGGAUCAUCUAACUUAUCUUGGUGUUUAUCGAGAGUCGAAUGAGUUCUUGGAGGCGGAAAACAGUGAAGAAGCCGAAGUUGAUCAAACUUUGAGAAAAUGGUGUAAGGACAACUUCGUGAAUAGCCGUUCCUUGAAACAUGCUCGUGACAUUUAUAGAAAAAUUCGUGGGAACGUUGAACAGAUGGGUUUUAAUGUGUCUUCAUGCGGAAAUGACAUGCUUGAGUACCGUAGAUGUCUUGCUGCAUCGUUUUUCCUUAUAGCAGCUCAGAGACAAAUGGAUGGUACAUACAGGGCUUUGGAAAGUGGUGAGAUUGUGCACAUCCACCCAACUUCUGUUUUGUUCCGUUCCAAACCAGAGUGUGUUUUCUUCAACGAGCUUAUGCAAACCAGCAAAAAGUACAUCAAGAACCUGACAAGAAUUGAUCCCGUAUGGUCGGCUCAUCAUCAUUACAACACAGAAGAGUGACUUAACUCUUCUUGUUAAAACACAACCAGUGUUCCUAGAGAUCAUUUUUUGCAGACUAAUAAAUUUUACAAUACCACAACCAGCUUUCUAUGAUGUGGAUUAGUGAUUCUAUUCUAUUUUUUUUAUUGAACAAGAGUUAUUGUUGUUUUUGUAGUUUAUAACCUUCAAAACUCAAAAGGGCUAUAUUCCCUUUGUGCUUAAUCAAAGUGAAUGAUUGAAAAUUUACAGAA
This is a messenger RNA of Brassica napus (rape), 2739 nucleotides long. RefSeq names its product pre-mRNA-splicing factor ATP-dependent RNA helicase DEAH10. The record is from RefSeq and is a predicted model, not a curated record. Gene Ontology annotation, molecular function: ATP hydrolysis activity; RNA binding. Gene Ontology annotation, biological process: positive regulation of transcription by RNA polymerase I. Gene Ontology annotation, cellular component: nucleolus; intracellular anatomical structure. NCBI's taxonomy places the organism in Eukaryota, Viridiplantae, Streptophyta, Magnoliopsida, Brassicales, Brassicaceae.